AUGAAAGAAAAAAAAUCAGAAUUUGAUCCAGUUGUACGUUUAGAAACAAUAGAUUUAUUAAAAAAUCCAAAAAAUUUAAAAUCGACAUUUUAUUUAAAAGGAAACAAAAUUUUAUUAAAAAAAUUUAAUAUUAAAUUCAAUUCUAGAUUAAUAUUAAUAAUAAUUUUUUUUAUUUUUAUCACAUCGACAUUUUUAUGCCAUUUUGGUGCAAAAAUUUUAUCAACAUUUGAUACAGAAUCCUACGGUACUGUAUCAUUAAAAUGGUGGAAUUAUAAAUUAAAUAUUCCAUAUCAAUUUUUUAAUAAUUUUUUUCAUCUUUCGAAAGGUCCAAAUUUAGUUUUAGUCCCAUGGACAAAAUCUGGUGACUGUUGGGCUUUUCAAGGAUCCAAAGGUAGAAUCGCCAUAGAACUUUCUGAAAAAAUAAAAAUUUUAGCCGUUACGAUCGAUCAUAUAAGAUUAUCGGAAAAUGAAUUACAAUCCGCACCUAAAAAAUUUUCCGUUUUUGGCGUUCUGGAUAAAUCAAUUGAUUUAAAUUCUGAUAAAAUUCAUUUGGGUACUUUUCAAUAUGACGUAACAGGAUCGACGAUGCAAACCUUUUUAAUAAGUUCGAAAUUAAAAAUUCGUUUUAAAAUAAUUCAGGUUCAAUUCGAAUCAAAUCACGGUAAUAAGUAUUAUACCUGCAUAUAUAAAAUAAGAGUACACGGACAUAGUUAA
Molecule: messenger RNA, 714 nt
Organism: Pediculus humanus corporis (human body louse)
Lineage: Eukaryota; Metazoa; Arthropoda; Insecta; Psocodea; Pediculidae
Exons: 4
Coding region: 1-714 (237 amino acids)
Biological process (GO): nuclear envelope organization
Cellular component (GO): nuclear envelope
Molecular function (GO): protein-membrane adaptor activity
Source: RefSeq, a predicted model, not a curated record